AUGUGUCAAACGGUUGAAGAGAACGGCAACAAAGUAAAGCAGCAGAGUCAGAGCUGCUGCAUGCAAUCCUCGGCUACAAGAUCUACGCAAGGAUCUGCAGAUCACUCUCGGUAUCACGUCGAGACGUUCCCCAUCCCCGCCCCCCAAUCGGAAUAUGACUUUGAUCAUCGGAGAACUAUCACCAUUGAAUCCCAGCAGCGACAAUGGCCUCAGGACAUCUGGGUCCACAGUCCACAUGGACGACAGCUGUACCAGCCUGUGCUGAUGUUUGAGACGGAGGUUACUGCUCAGGAGGGGAAGACGGAGACGAAUGGGCAUGCUUCUAAGAGCGGGUAA
Messenger RNA from Fusarium redolens, 336 nucleotides. RefSeq lists its product as uncharacterized. The transcript has a single exon. The record is from RefSeq and is a predicted model, not a curated record. NCBI's taxonomy places the organism in Eukaryota, Fungi, Ascomycota, Sordariomycetes, Hypocreales, Nectriaceae. Bases 1 to 336 code for a protein of 111 amino acids.